Messenger RNA from Patiria miniata (bat star), 4030 nucleotides. Its product is annotated as cytochrome P450 3A29-like. Gene Ontology annotation, molecular function: heme binding; oxidoreductase activity, acting on paired donors, with incorporation or reduction of molecular oxygen; iron ion binding. NCBI's taxonomy places the organism in Eukaryota, Metazoa, Echinodermata, Asteroidea, Valvatida, Asterinidae. The transcript has 14 exons. Bases 144 to 1742 code for a protein of 532 amino acids. The record is from RefSeq and is a predicted model, not a curated record.
ACGCUAUUUUCUAGUUUGUACUGACCGUGUAUGCAAGCGUAGCAUCCAGUCUUGCUACUGUACAUGUACAUGCAUGUACAUGUACAUAACCGUUCGUGCACCGUACCCACAACCACCGAGAACUGUACAACUCUACAAUAAACAUGGACGCAACAGACUCUGCUGCACCUGCCGCCGUGGAAGGCUGGCAACCACCACUAUUUAGCACGUCAACAUGGCUUCUGAUCAUCACAGCCUGUGUUCUCCUAUUUGUCUACGAUUACUGGAGCCAUCAUUAUCUGGCAAGAUUGGGUAUUCCCGGAGGAAACGCAAAGCCGUUUAUCGGUAACACCCUUGACUUCAUUGGCGACAAAAAUGGAAUACAAGGAUACCACGAGAAGGCAUUUGCUCGCUACGGAAAAAUAUUUGGUUUUUAUGUCGGCUGGCGCCCCGUACUACUGACUGCAGAUGUCGAUUUCCUCCGGAUGUUGUGCAUCAAAGAUUUCUCUAAUUUCACCAAUCGGAGAAAGCAGGUGAUUGACAACAAGCCAUUUGACAAGGCCUUGACUGUCCUGAGAGAUGACCAUUGGAAGGACGUGCGUGGAAUCCUUAGUCCAACUUUCAGCGGUUCCAAGAUGAAGCUGAUGGCGCCACUCAUCAACGGUUGCCUCGAUCCUAUGAUCAGGAAAGUUGCUAAACACCAUGAAGAAGGCAAGAGCUUACAGAUGAAAGAUAUCUACGGUGGAUAUCUGAUUGAUGCUAUCGGCAACUGCGCUUUCGGGCUGACCCUCAACUCGCAGGAAACUGAAAACGACCCCUUCCUCUUCCAUGCCAAAGACAUUUUUACUCCGACAUUGAACUUGGCAACCUUCGUUAUGCUGUUCGCACCAUUCCUGGGUCCUGUGCUGAACUAUUUCAACGUCCGUUCCUUCAAGCGGUCAACUAUGGAUUUCUUUGAGAACAUCAUGGACCAGGCAGUGGAACUCCGGAGGAGUGGAGCAGAGCGGAGAAUAGAUUUCCUGCAGCUCAUGUUAGACGCACACAAGAAAUCUGACUUGACGGCUGAAGACAAGGCACAGGCGACCGAGGAAGAGAAGUUGGAAGAGGAACACCGCAAGCGCAUGAACGAGAAAUCCCUGACUAUGGAUGAACUCAAAUCACAGGGAUUGACCUUCUUUCUCGCCGGCUAUGAGACCUCCAGCACGACGUUGGGCUUCGCCUCCUAUCUCCUGGCAACCAACCCGGAAGUUCAGGACAAGUUGGUGAACGAGAUUGACACCCUGGCCCCAGGACGCGAUGACCUCACCUAUGAGAAUAUCACCAAGAUGACCUAUCUGGACCAGGUCAUAUGUGAGACGCUGCGAAUGUAUCCUCCCGCUAUCAUCUCUGCUCGUGAGACAAAUCGGGACUAUCAGUAUCAAGGAUACACCAUUCCCGAAGGCAUAGAGAUCUUCUUCUCAAUCUGGCAGAUCCAUCAUGAUCCAGAGCUGUGGGAGAACCCGGACAAGUUCGACCCCGACAGGUUCACACCAGAGCAACGUGAGAAGCGCCAUCCAUGUGCUUGGAUUCCAUUUGGUGCCGGCCCUCGCAACUGUGUUGGAAUGCGCUUCGCACUGCUGCAGACUAAAAUGGGAUUGGUUCGGAUGCUGCAGAACUUCCGUCUGGAGACUUGUGCAGAGACUGAGAUUCCACCAGUCCUGGGCACGCUUGGAUUCCUGACUCCACCCAAUGGUAUCAAACUGUCGGCUGUUCCUCGAUCCUAAGGACCUGACCAAGAAGGCUGGACGCACAGCGUUGGAAGAUUGUAACCUGAUAUGAUGAUAUUUCCCACGGAAUUCCCAAGUUAGGUGUUAUUUGCUCACUAAACAUUUAGACAUUUUCGUAAGUAUCAUGGCUGUAACCAAAGUGAGCAUCGAUAGCUUUUGAUUCCAUGUCAUUUAGACAUGUUGCUAAGUAUCAUAACUGUAACCUCAUCAGUGAGCAUCGAUAGCUUUGGACUGCAUGUCAGUUAGACAUGUUCCUAAGUAUCAUAACUGUAACCUCAUUAGUGAGCAUCGAUAGCUUUUGAUUCCAUGUCAUUUAGACAUUUUCGUAAGUAUAACUGUAACCUCAUCAGUGAGCAUCGAUAGCUUUUGAUUCCAUGUCAUUUAGACAUGUUCCUAUAAAGUAUCAUAACUGUAACCUCAUUAGUGAGCAUCGAUAGCUUUGGACUCCAUGUCAUUUAGACAUUUUCGUAAGUAUAACUGUAACCUCAUCAGUGAGCAUCGAUAGCUUUUGAUUCCAUGUCAUUUAGACAUGUUCCUAAGUAUCAUAACUGUAACCUCAUCAGUGAGCAUCGAUAGCUUUGGACUGCAUGUCAUUUAGACAUGUUCCUAGGUAUCAUAACUGUAACCUCAUCAGUGAGCAUCGAUAGCUUUGGACUGCAUGUCAUUUAGACAUGUUCCUAAGUAUCAUAACUGUAACCUCAUCAGUGAGCAUCGAUAGCUUUGGACUGCAUGUCAUUAAGACAUGUUCCUAGGUAUCAUAACUGUAACCUCAUCAGUGAGCAUCGAUAGCUUUUGAUUCCAUGUCAUUUAGACAUGUUCCUAAGUAUCAUAACUGUAACCUCAUCAGUGAGCAUCGAUAGCUUUGGACUGCAUGUCAUUUAGACAUGUUCCUAAGUAUCAUAACUGUAACCUCAUCAGUGAGCAUCGAUAGCUUUGGACUGCAUGUCAUUUAGACAUGUUCCUAAGUAUCAUAACUGUAACCUCAUCAGUGAGCAUCGAUAGCUUUGGACUCCAUGUCAUUUAGACAUGUUCCUAAGUAUCAUAACUGUAACCUCAUCAGUGAGCAUCGAUAGCUUUGGACUGCAUGUCAUUUAGACAUGUUCCUAAGUAUCAUAACUGUAACCUCAUUAGUGAGCAUCGAUAGCUUUGGACUCCAUGUCAUUUAGACAUUUUCGUAAGUAUAACUGUAACCUCAUCAGUGAGCAUCGAUAGCUUUGGACUGCAUGUCAUUUAGACAUGUUCCUAAGUAUCAUAACUGUAACCUCAUCAGUGAGCAUCGAUAGCUUUGGACUGCAUGUCAUUUAGACAUGUUCCUAAGUAUCAUAACUGUAACCUCAUCAGUGAGCAUCGAUAGCUUUGGACUCCGUGUCAUUUAGACAUGUUCCUAAGUAUCAUAACUGUAACCUCAUCAGUGAGCAUCGAUAGCUUUGGACUCCAUGUCAUUUAGACAUUUUCGUAAGUAUCAUGGCUGUAUAAACCGCAUAAGUGAGCAACGAUAGCUUUUGAUUCCAUUGAAUUUAGACAUUUUUCCUAAGUAUCAUAACUGUAACCUCAUAAGUGAUCAUCGAUAGCUCUGGAUUUCAUGUCAUUUAAGGGAAUGAUUUGUUUUUAAUCUUUGGGGUUUGUAGUUUUGUUUCCUGUUGGAAUUUUAUCCUGACCUGUUUUUCGAGUUGCCCUGCACACAUUUAUACGUGUUGGGGUCACAGAAGAAAUGUUAUUUACAAAUGGAGCACUCUUUUCUUGCGUCAUUAUUUAUGACUGAAUUUCUUUCACUUAAAAUUACAUGUUGUGUCAUGUUAAUUGUAAACGAACGGAAGCUUAAUUGGCAUAGAGUUAUUGAAAUAUACUUGUAAUAACUGUGUUGAACCACCAUUUUAACUGAAAUAAUUUGUGUCCCUUUUUUUCAUAAAUGGUAGAUAUGGAAUACUGUUUAUAGAAUUUAAAUUGAAUAUUGAAUAUUGUUGUUUUCGCUUUAGGUACAUUAAAGGCUUUACAGUUAUCAUAAUCUAUUUUAGGAUCCCCGUGGGGGGAAAAUUGAGAUUCUUCUUUGAAAUUCAUGAUCAAGCCUGCUAUGAGGAAAACCAACCCAAUCAUGGGCGAAUGGAACUUAGAAUGAAUACUAACAAGCACUGUACUCCUCUUUGGUCUAAAGCCUUGGAUAACUUCGAAGAUUUAAGUUCCACUUUCUUAUAACCCCAGCAAAGCAGCUUGCAAUUGCAGAUUUUUUAGAUUUAAGUAGUGCUUAGGUUUUAGAUUUGAAGUUUCAAUAAGCAACACAAAGUUUG